Molecule: messenger RNA, 3454 nt
Organism: Monomorium pharaonis (pharaoh ant)
Lineage: Eukaryota; Metazoa; Arthropoda; Insecta; Hymenoptera; Formicidae
Gene: su(r)
Product: dihydropyrimidine dehydrogenase [NADP(+)]
Exons: 16
Coding region: 185-3259 (1024 amino acids)
Biological process (GO): 'de novo' pyrimidine nucleobase biosynthetic process; uracil catabolic process; thymine catabolic process
Cellular component (GO): cytosol; cytoplasm
Molecular function (GO): iron-sulfur cluster binding; NADP binding; dihydropyrimidine dehydrogenase (NADP+) activity
Source: RefSeq, a predicted model, not a curated record
GUCGCGCGAUUUCCCAAGAUUCCGCCAUCUGUCUGGCAGGUAAACUCGGGGCGAGUUGCUUCAGUUACCUGUCACUCUCUUUUUAUUCUCGUAAUUCAGCUUCUUAUACCGGUUUUACCAAUCCAUUACACAAGUGCUCUGGUGCAUUAGCUCUACGUGUGUUACUUUAUACGUGCUCUGAAAAAUGGCAUCGUUGGCAUCGAUAUUGAGCAAGGACGUACCUGAUAUCGAAAAUAUACUGAAAAUCAAUCCAAAGAUCAAAACUCAUACAAAUUUCAUGCCAUCGGCGCGCACCAAACAGAACAAGCAGCAUUGGAAAAGAAAUAUCCAUGAGAAAUGUGACAGUUGCGUGUCUCUAACGAAGAACUUUGAUGACAUUAAGCACACCACCUUAAGCGAGCGCGGAGCUCUGAGAGAAGCAGCACGUUGUUUAAAAUGUGUCGAUGCACCUUGCCAAAAGUCUUGUCCUACGCAAUUAGACAUCAAAUCUUUCAUCACCUCCAUCUCCAACAAGAAUUAUUAUGGCGCAGCUAAGGCGAUUCUAUCGGACAAUCCUCUAGGUCUCACCUGUGGCAUGGUUUGUCCAACCAGCGACCUUUGCGUAGGUGGAUGUAAUCUUUAUGCAACCGAGGAAGGGCCUAUUAACAUUGGCGGACUUCAACACUUUGCAGUGGAUAUUUUCAAGCAGAUGAAUAUUCCUCAGACCAGAAUACCUAAUCAAACGGUGCCUCACGCAGACACGAAAAUCGCUCUGCUCGGUUGUGGACCAGCAUCUCUCUCGUGUGCGACAUUUCUCGCUCGUCUCGGUUACGAUGAUAUCACAAUUUUCGAGAAAGAAAAGUACGUCGGUGGAUUAAGCUCUUCCGAAAUACCACAGUACAGACUUCCGUACGACGUUGUCAGUUUUGAAGUGGAUCUCGUCAAGGAUUUAGGAGUGAAGAUCGAAUUAGGAAGAUCUCUAUCCGUAGAUGAUUUGACAAUACAGGGUCUUCAAGAUGCUGGUUAUAAAGCGAUCUUCUUAGGUAUUGGACUGCCCGAGCCAAAGAGUAUACCGAUCUUCGAAAACCUCACGCCGGAAAUGGGCUUUUUUACCUCGAAGAGUUUUCUGCCCGUUGUAGCAAAGGGCAGCAAACCGGGGAUGUGCGCUUGCAAGAGUAACCAGGAACUUCCAUCUCUUCGGGGCAACGUGAUCGUUCUCGGGGCGGGAGACACCGCUUUCGAUUGUGCCACUUCCGCUCUGCGAUGCGGUGCUAGAAAAGUCUUCGUUGUCUUCCGGAAAGGUUUUACCAAUGUGCGGGCUGUUCCAGAAGAGAUGGAUCUCGCGAAAGAAGAAAAAUGCGAGUUUAUACCUUUCCAAUCACCGAAACGAGUCAUUCUUCGUAAUGAGAGAAUCGCCGCGGUCGAAUUUUGUAGGACUGAGCAGAAUGAGAAUGGCGAAUGGAUUGAAGAUGAAGAGCAGAAAAUCAUUUUGAAGGCGGAUUUCGUGAUUUCGGCUUUCGGUUCAGAACUACACAACUCUAGUGUAAAGCGUGCCAUGACACCGAUUAAGAUGAACAAGUGGAAUCUGCCGGAAGUGGACGAGACUACGUUAAUGACUUCGGUAUCAGGUGUGUUUUGCGGAGGCGACCUUGCAGGUGUAGCCCAGACAACCGUGGAAUCCGUGAAUGAUGGAAAAAUAGCUGCGUGGUAUAUUCAUAAAUAUAUACAGGAAUUUUACGGUUUGACGGUGCCGGAAACCCCGCAACUACCAAAGUUUCACACCGCCAUCGACGACAUUGAUCUCAGCGUUGAGAUAUGUGGAAUGAAAUUCGAAAAUCCUUUUGGUCUCGCUUCCGCACCACCUUGCACCUCCAGCGCAAUGAUCCGGCGAGCUUUCGAGGCCGGCUGGGCCUUUGCUAUCACGAAAACCUUCUCCUUGGACAAAGAUCUCGUCACCAAUGUAUCGCCACGCAUCAUCAAAGGCACCACGUCUCGUCAUCAUUACGGACCUGAACAGGGUAGCUUUCUGAACAUUGAGUUAAUAUCCGAGAAAACUGCGGAUUAUUGGUGCGGCAGCAUCACUGAAUUGAAACGAGACUUUCCCACAAAGAUUGUCAUUGCAAGCAUUAUGUGCACUUAUAACAGGGCUGAUUGGACAGAACUAGCGAAAAAAGCGGAAGCAGCUGGUUCUGAUGGCUUGGAAUUAAAUCUAUCUUGUCCGCAUGGUAUGGGCGAGUCUGGAAUGGGCUUGGCCUGUGGACAGGAUCCUGAAUUGGUUAGAAACAUCUCUAGAUGGGUUCGCGAAGCCGUCAAAAUACCGUUUUUCAUAAAACUGACACCCAAUAUCACUGACAUUCUUUCCAUUGCCAAGGCAGCUUACGAAGGCAAGGCUGAUGGCGUUACCGCCAUUAACACAGUAUCAGGAUUAAUGGGAUUGAACGCUGAUGCGAUUCCAUGGCCGGCAGUCGGCCUCAACAAAUCCACGACAUAUGGCGGGAUGUCUGGAAACGCCACCAGGCCUCAAGCUUUAAGAGCUAUUUCAACAAUCUCAAAGCACCUGCAAGGAUUUCCGAUACUCGGUACCGGCGGCGUUGACUCUGCCGAUGUCGCGUUGCAGUUCUUACAUUGCGGUGCAUCAGUUGUCCAAAUCUGUAGCGCCAUUCAGAAUCAAGACUUCACACUGAUAGACGACUACGUGACUGGCUUGAAAGCGUUAUUAUAUCUGAAGAGCUUGGCGCAGGUGAAGGAUUGGGAUGGUCAGAGUCCACCGACAUUUAAACAUCAAAAGGGCAAACCUGUUUCCUUGCAACACGCCCUUGGCAAAAACGUACCGUAUUUCGGGGAGUACCAAAGACUGCGCGAGCAGACAAUAGCCGAGCUAAAACUGGAUUCAAAUCCUUUGGACGAAGUUGUCAAAGUGAUGCGACCGGCUCCAGGACCAGUCGCACCGAUACCUACUGUUAAGGACGUGAUCGGUAAAGCGCUACUUCAUAUCGGUAACUACAAGGAAUUGGAUAACAAGAAGCAAGUGGUCGCCCUGAUCGACGACGAUAUGUGUAUAAAUUGCGGCAAGUGCUACAUGGCUUGCGCGGAUUCUGGAUAUCAGGCAAUCGCUUUCGAUCCUGACACUCAUAUUCCAACAGUGACAGAUGAUUGCACUGGAUGUACGCUCUGCUUAUCCGUUUGUCCGAUUAUCGACUGCAUCACUAUGGUUCCAAAAACAAUUCCACAUGUGAUUAAAAGAGGUAUGCCACCAAAGAAUGUAAUCGAAAUUUGUUAAUGACAGUCCAAAACCGUUUAUAUGAUAGCGAUUUAUGAUACGAUCAUUUUGUGUACAAACAAUUGAUUAUUAGAUGUUCAUCAAUAAGAGGAAAUUAAAGAAAAAAAUAUAUAUACAUAUAAUGAAAUAAAUAAUAAUAAAACAUUAUUAUGUGUAAUUUUGAAGGAUUAAUAAAAGACUUUUUUUGACCAAAAG